CCAGGCUCGGGACACCCCCUCCCGGUCCCCUGGCGGGGCGGCUUCAACUCCGGCAGUACUGGAGGCAGCAGCAGCCCGGAGGGCGACUUGCAGGGCGCGCUGGCCGAGCUGGACCGGGGACGCUUUUCACCCCGGGGAAACCCUCCGCUGAUUCUCUCGGCCCCGGCGUCCCUCGGGAGCCCGCGGGACCCCCGGGCCGGCAGGGAGCGCGGGCGGCGGCCGCAGCACCAUGAGGCGGUGGUGGGACGCGCUGCUGCUUGGCGCCCUGCUCUGCGCACACGGCAUAGCCAGCAAUCUGGAGUGUGCAUGUGGUCGGAGCCACUUCACAUGUGCAGUGAGUGCGCUCGGCGAAUGUACCUGCAUCCCCGCCCAGUGGCAGUGUGAUGGAGACAAUGACUGCGGAGACCACAGCGAUGAGGAUGGCUGUACACUGCCUACCUGCUCCCCUCUGGACUUCCACUGUGACAAUGGCAAGUGUAUCCGACGCUCCUGGGUGUGUGACGGGGACAAUGACUGUGAAGAUGACUCUGAUGAGCAGGACUGUCCCCCCCGAGAGUGUGAGGAGGACGAGUUCCCCUGCCAGAACGGCUACUGCAUCCGGAGUCUGUGGCACUGUGAUGGGGACAACGACUGUGGUGACAACAGUGAUGAGCAAUGCGACAUGCGCAAGUGCUCAGACAAGGAAUUCCGCUGCAGCGACGGGAGCUGCAUUGCUGAGCAUUGGUACUGCGAUGGUGACACAGACUGCAAAGAUGGCUCUGAUGAGGAGAGCUGCCCCUCCGCAGUACCCUCCCCUCCUUGCAACCUGGAAGAGUUCCAGUGUGCCUAUGGUCGGUGCAUCCUUGACAUCUACCACUGUGACGGAGAUGACGACUGUGGAGACUGGUCAGACGAGUCCGACUGCUCCUCCCACCAGCCCUGCCGCUCUGGGGAAUUCAUGUGUGACAGUGGCCUGUGCAUCAAUGCGGGCUGGCACUGUGACGGUGAUGCGGACUGUGAUGACCAGUCUGAUGAACGCAAUUGCACCACCUCCAUGUGCACAGCCGAACAGUUUCGAUGUCGGUCAGGCCGCUGCGUCCGUCUGUCCUGGCGCUGCGAUGGGGAAGAUGACUGUGCAGACAACAGUGAUGAAGAAAACUGUGAGAACACAGGAAGCCCCCAAUGCGCCUCUGACCAGUUCCUGUGUUGGAACGGGCGUUGUAUUGGGCAGAGGAAGCUGUGCAACGGGGUCAAUGACUGCGGUGACAACAGUGACGAAAGUCCACAGCAGAACUGUCGGCCCCGGACGGGUGAGGAGAACUGCAAUGUUAACAACGGUGGCUGUGCCCAGAAGUGUCAGAUGGUACGAGGGGCAGUGCAGUGUACCUGCCACACAGGCUACCGGCUCACAGAGGAUGGCAGGACGUGCCAGGAUGUGAAUGAGUGUGCUGAGGAGGGGUACUGCAGCCAGGGCUGCACCAACAGUGAAGGGGCUUUCCAGUGCUGGUGUGAAGCGGGUUAUGAACUGCGGCCGGACCGGCGCAGCUGCAAGGCUCUGGGGCCAGAACCUGUGCUACUGUUUGCCAAUCGUAUCGACAUCCGGCAGGUGCUCCCGCACCGCUCCGAAUACACGCUGCUACUGAACAACCUGGAGAACGCCAUUGCCCUUGACUUUCAUCACCGGCGGGAGCUGGUCUUCUGGUCUGAUGUCACCCUGGACCGCAUCCUCCGUGCCAACCUUAAUGGCAGCAAUGUGGAGGAGGUGGUGUCUACUGGGCUAGAGAGCCCAGGGGGCCUGGCUGUGGAUUGGGUUCAUGACAAGCUCUACUGGACUGACUCUGGGACAUCAAGGAUUGAGGUGGCUAAUCUGGAUGGGGGCCACCGGAAAGUGCUGCUGUGGCAGAGCCUAGAGAAGCCCAGGGCCAUUGCCCUGCACCCCAUGGAGGGAACCAUUUAUUGGACAGACUGGGGCAACACCCCCCGCAUUGAGGCCUCCAGCAUGGAUGGCUCUGGACGUCGCAUCAUCGCUGACACUCAUCUUUUCUGGCCCAAUGGCCUCACCAUUGACUAUGCUGGACGCCGCAUGUACUGGGUGGAUGCUAAGCACCACGUCAUCGAGAGGGCCAAUCUAGAUGGGAGUCACCGCAAGGCUGUCAUUAGCCAGGGCCUCCCACAUCCCUUUGCCAUCACAGUGUUUGAAGACAGCUUGUAUUGGACAGACUGGCACACCAAGAGCAUCAAUAGUGCCAACAAGUUUACUGGGAAGAACCAGGAAAUCAUUCGCAACAAGCUCCACUUUCCUAUGGAUAUUCAUACCUUGCAUCCCCAGCGCCAGCCUGCAGGGAAAAACCGCUGUGGGGACAACAAUGGCGGUUGCACUCACCUGUGUCUACCCAGUGGCCAGAACUACACCUGUGCCUGCCCUACCGGCUUCCGCAAGAUCAACAGCCACGCCUGUGCCCAGAGUCUUGACAAGUUCCUGCUUUUUGCCCGAAGGAUGGACAUCCGUCGGAUCAGCUUCGACACAGAGGACCUGUCCGACGAUGUCAUCCCACUGGCUGACGUGCGCAGUGCUGUGGCCCUUGACUGGGACUCCCGGGAUGACCACGUGUACUGGACAGAUGUCAGCACUGAUACCAUCAGCAGGGCCAAGUGGGAUGGAACAGGACAGGAGGUGGUAGUGGAUACCAGUUUGGAGAGCCCUGCUGGCCUGGCAAUUGAUUGGGUCACCAACAAGCUCUAUUGGACAGAUGCAGGUACAGACCGGAUUGAAGUGGCCAACACGGAUGGCAGCAUGAGGACGGUGCUCAUCUGGGAGAACCUUGACCGUCCUCGGGACAUCGUGGUAGAGCCCAUGGGCGGGUACAUGUAUUGGACCGACUGGGGUGCAAGUCCCAAGAUUGAACGAGCUGGCAUGGAUGCCUCCAGCCGACAAGUCAUCAUCUCUUCGAAUCUGACAUGGCCUAAUGGAUUAGCUAUUGACUAUGGGUCCCAGCGGCUGUACUGGGCUGAUGCGGGCAUGAAGACUAUUGAAUUUGCUGGGCUGGAUGGCAGCAAGAGGAAGGUCCUCAUUGGAAGUCAACUCCCCCAUCCUUUCGGGCUCACUCUAUACGGACAACGCAUCUACUGGACUGACUGGCAGACCAAAAGUAUACAAAGUGCUGACCGGCUGACUGGGCUAGACCGGGAGACGCUGCAGGAGAACCUGGAGAAUCUUAUGGACAUCCAUGUCUUCCACCGCCAGAGGCCUCCAGUGACAACACUGUGUGCUGUGGAGAAUGGCGGCUGCAGCCAUUUGUGUCUCAGGUCCCCAAAUCCAAGCGGCUUCAGCUGUACGUGCCCCACAGGUAUCAACCUGCUGCUUGAUGGCAAGACAUGCUCACCAGGCAUGAACAGUUUCCUCAUCUUCGCCAGGAGGAUUGAUGUUCGCAUGGUCUCCUUGGACAUCCCUUAUUUUGCUGAUGUGGUGGUACCCAUCAACAUGACCAUGAAGAACACCAUUGCCAUUGGAGUGGACCCGCUGGAAGGAAAAGUGUACUGGUCUGAUAGCACACUGCACAGGAUCAGCCGUGCCAGCCUGGAUGGCUCACAGCAUGAGGACAUCAUCACUACAGGUCUGCAGACCACAGAUGGGCUUGCAGUGGAUGCCAUCGGCCGGAAAGUGUACUGGACAGACACGGGAACGAAUCGGAUUGAAGUUGGUAACCUGGAUGGGUCUAUGCGGAAAGUGUUGGUGUGGCAGAACCUUGACAGUCCUCGGGCCAUUGUACUAUACCAUGAAAUGGGGUACAUGUACUGGACAGACUGGGGGGAGAAUGCCAAAUUAGAGCGUUCCGGAAUGGAUGGCUCGGACCGGACUGUGCUCAUCAACAACAACUUAGGGUGGCCCAAUGGACUGACUGUGGACAAAACCAGCUCCCAACUGCUGUGGGCUGAUGCCCAUACUGAGAGAAUUGAGGUAGCAGACCUGAAUGGUGCCAAUCGGCAUACACUGGUGUCACCAGUCCAGCACCCGUAUGGCCUCACUCUGCUUGGUUCCUAUAUCUACUGGACCGACUGGCAGACCCGUAGCAUCCACCGGGCUGACAAGAGUACUGGCAGCAAUGUCAUCCUCGUAAGGUCCAACCUGCCAGGCCUCAUGGACAUCCAAGCUGUUGACCGGGCACAGCCACUGGGUUUUAAUAAGUGUGGCUCGAGAAAUGGCGGCUGCUCCCACCUCUGUUUACCUCGGCCUUCUGGUUUCUCCUGUGCCUGCCCCACUGGCAUUCAGCUGAAGGGAGAUGGGAAGACCUGUGACCCCUCUCCAGAGACCUACCUGCUCUUCUCUAGCCGAGGCUCCAUUCGCCGUAUCUCACUGGACACCGAUGACCACACCGACGUCCAUGUUCCUGUUCCUGGGCUCAACAACGUCAUCUCCCUAGACUAUGACAGUGUAGAUGGAAAGGUCUAUUACACAGACGUGUUCCUGGAUGUUAUCAGGCGAGCAGAUCUGAAUGGCAGCAACAUGGAGACUGUUAUUGGGCAUGGGCUGAAGACCACUGAUGGGCUGGCCGUGGACUGGGUUGCCAGAAACCUGUACUGGACAGAUACAGGCCGAAAUACCAUCGAAGCAUCUCGGCUAGACGGAUCCUGUCGCAAAGUGUUAAUCAACAACAGUCUGGACGAGCCCCGGGCCAUUGCUGUUUUCCCCAGAAAGGGGUACCUCUUCUGGACAGACUGGGGCCACAUUGCCAAGAUUGAACGGGCAAACCUGGACGGUUCUGAGAGGAAGGUCCUCAUCAACACAGACCUAGGCUGGCCCAAUGGCCUUACCUUGGACUAUGAUACCCGCAGGAUCUACUGGGUAGAUGCACAUCUGGAUCGAAUCGAGAGUGCUGACCUUAAUGGGAAGCUGAGGCAGGUCUUGGUCAGCCAUGUGUCCCACCCCUUUGCCCUCACACAGCAGGACAGGUGGAUCUACUGGACAGACUGGCAGACCAAGUCCAUCCAGCGUGUCGACAAGUACUCAGGCCGCAGCAAGGAGACAGUGCUGGCCAAUGUGGAAGGACUCAUGGAUAUCAUCGUGGUGUCCCCUCAGCGGCAGACAGGGACCAAUGCCUGUGGUGUGAACAAUGGUGGCUGUACCCACCUCUGCUUUGCCAGAGCCUCUGACUUUGUGUGUGCCUGUCCUGAUGAGCCAGACAGUCACCCCUGCUCUCUUGUACCUGGCCUCGUGCCUCCUGCUCCCAGAGCUACCAGCAAGAAUGAAAAGAGCCCAGUGCCACCCAACACACUGCCUACCACCUUACAUCCUUCUACCACCAAACCCCACACAUCUCUGGAGGGGACAAAAGGAAGAUGCUCUGAGAGGGAUGCCCAGCUGGGCCUCUGUGCACAUUCCAAUGAAGCUGUACCUGCUGCUCCAGGUGAGGGACUGCACAUCAGCUAUGCCGUCGGAGGACUUCUCAGCAUCCUGCUGAUUUUGUUGGUGAUUGCGGCUUUGAUGCUAUACAGACACAGAAAAUCCAAAUUCACGGAUCCUGGAAUGGGAAACCUGACCUACAGCAACCCCUCCUACCGAACUUCCACUCAGGAGGUGAAACUUGAAGCAGCUCCCAAGCCAGCCAUGUAUAAUCAGCUGUGCUAUAAGAAAGAGCUCACCACGAGGUCCUUUAUAGAAUGCCAGCCAACCAUGGGUCUCCAUUUUCUACCCCAGGGUGGACCUGACCACAGCUACACCAAGGAGAAGAUCAAGAUUGUAGAGGGAAUUCGCCUCCUGGCUGGGGAUGAAGCUGAAUGGGGUGACCUCAAGCAACUGCGCAGCUCCAGGGGGGGGCUUCUACGGGAUCACGUAUGCAUGAAGACAGACACAGUGUCCAUCCAGGCCAGCUCUGGCUCCCUAGAUGACACGGAGACAGAGCAGCUGCUGCAGGAAGAGCAGUCUGAGUGUAGCAGUGUUCACACUGCAGCCACUCCAGAGAGACGGGGCUCCCUGCCAGACACAGGCUGGAAACACGAACGCAAGCUCUCCUCAGAAAGCCAGGUCUAAGUGCCCACAUUCUCUUCCCUGCCUUCCUGUUCAUUCUCCUCUGUGGACUUCUGAUCCUUGUGCUCACAUAACAGUGCGGGCCCUUUCCCAUGCGUGCAUCUCCCUCCUCCCACCCCAAAGUGUUCCCAACUCCCCAUAGAACCUGUUAACUCAUCUGAGUCCAAAACUACCUGGGGACAAGAAGUGAGGGCACAUUUCAAGAAUUUAGACCUGGAUUUUACCAUGAACUUCACCUCUUGCACUCUAUCCUGGGCCCCGUGAAGCUGGGCUCAGUGUGAUUCCUUGUCAGCACAGAGCUCCAUCUCCCUUUGCCCUGGCACACUAUGUGCCUGCCCCACAGCACCGAUGCAAUUGAUGAUAUAAGACUCUGGUCUUCCCCAUCACAGCUGGCACGAUGGCCUCUCUGUGAACUGGCCUGCCAUGGGCUGGGACUGGAGGUCACAGGUAAAAAAAGGUAAUGGAUAGAGGUUGAGAGAAGGAAGAAGCAGCCCAGCUGGUCUGGGUGUUUGGCAAACCUCCAGCCUCAAAUGUUGGUAAUUAUGAAAAACCUUUGGGGGGUGCACUUGAGCCCUGGGAUCAUGUCCAUUGCUGGCAGUGGACAUUCUCCUCACCCAGGAAUCACUGCUUCGUCCGUUGUGAUACAGGUGAAGUGUGGGUAUGGCUUAAGCUCUCCUUCCUCUUGCUGGAAUGUCUGGGGCCAUUUCUACCUAACUGGAGGCCCCUGUCAUGGCAACUCACUAAUAGGGAAUUCCCUCCUGGUGCUGCUCUUGGCCAGUACUCUUCUUAAGCCUUUAACUGUGCUGUGAGUUUGAGUGAACAUGGAGUGGGCCUUGGAGAGUAGGCUUCUUUGGAGAGUAGGCUUCUAGAACAUUUAAGAAGGUCUGCAAAGAUCAAGCAUAGUAUCCUACCUGAGCUUCACUAUUCUGCCCUUCUCUCUCCCAUUCUCUGGGAUUCUAAGGGAAGCAAUUCUGUCACAGCUUUUCAAAGAAUGACUAGACGUUUUCCUAAAUGAUCAGGAAGAGCAACUAAGAGAGACACAGGACACCCAGGGGCUCAGGAGAAGUAUUGUGAGGUUGAACCUCUUGAGUUCAUUCUCAAGUGCUCAGGGAUCCAAGUUCAUGGACAUAGCCUGUGGCUCUAGGGUGUUAAAGGUCAUGUGCCAACUCUUCUCGGCCCCUGUCCACACUAAAGUGCCACCAUUAGCUUCAUGCUCCUUUAGGCCGAGGGCUUCUCUCAGGGGAGCUGAACUUUUUUUUGGUGCUGCCCUAGACUCUCAUCCUUGUGUUUCACUUCUGAGAGAGAGGAGUCCAGGCUUGCUUUCUCUAACCGAUCCUGUAUCAGCCCUGUCUCUAAUGUCCAGUGAGGAGGAGGGUCAAUGAAGAUGUAAAGUGGUGAGCGAGGAGUGGAGAAGUGGUGAGAACCAGUCCAGAGCAAGUCCAGGUGCUUCUCCAUAGAAACUGAAGCUCGGGAGAGAUUGACGGGCUGAGAAUGAAGGGGAGGGCUUUUAGGGGAAGUUUCCUGACUUAAAACAUCUUUCAUGGCUUAUUGCUAUUCAGAGAUCAGCCGCCAGGCAUAUGCAUGAAAAACAGGACAAGAUCAAAUCGUUUCUGGUCAGUUAUUAAGAGUAGGAGACAGAUGUCAAACAUUAGUCUUGUUGUCAUUAGCUAGGCCCGGAUCUAUGUCUACACAUAGAGCCAGGGCAGGCCAAAGGCCUUUUCCAGUACACCAACUGAGAAAAGUACAGUGCCACUUCUAAGAGGAAAGACGGGCAUUUCACACAGAAUGAGACAGCAUUUGAGCCUUUAAAUCCAUAGUUGGGGAGGAGGAAGAAAACAGAAGCAUGCUGUCCUCCUGCGUGGAAAGGGGCAAGGAUCUUAUUGCACUUGGGCUGUUCAGAAUGUAGAAAGGAUGCAUUUGAGGAAAUAUCUACUUGAGCACUGAUUUACUCUGUAAAAAGGGCAAAAUCUCUCUGUCCUAAACUAAUGGAAGUGAUUUUCCCAUGCUCAUGUGUAAUGAUUUUAACAUUACUCACUGGAGAGAUUGGACUUUCUGGAGUUAUUUAACCACUAUGUUCAGUAUUUUAGGGCUUUAUGAUAAUUUAAUAUAAAUUUAGCUUUCUUAAUUAUUUUGGCUGGCUUGGAGUCAUGACUAAUCUUGCACCUGCACUAUCUGGAAGACCCAUGCUGUGGAAAACCUACGUGGGGACAUCACCUCUAAUGUCUUCAGAGAUCCAUGAAGGGAAAUAAGGGGUGUGAGGUUUGUGUUGGAGUUUCAACUCAUUCUGAGAACAGAGAUCACGGUGAGAGAGUUGACUGAUAUAUCAUCCUGAUUUCCUUUAGAGGAUGGAUGAUAGAGAGGUUCAUCUUGGAUGCAGCCCAUUGGGUUGAUAGAAGCUGCCUGAGGUCCUGUCAGGAAAGGACCACGAUCAUGAUUGUUGGAGACAUCUCCAGGUUCCAAAAGCUAGUGUCAUGACAUAUAUACCAUGAAUCUUCUACUUCUGUUUUCAUUCAUCGAGGGCUCCCAUGUCACAGAAUCUGACUUUGCCUUGCAAUGAUGGUGACCAGCAAAACUGUCCAACAUGGUAUAAAAAAUCCUGGAAUGGGAACUGGGUUCUAUCUCCAGCACCACACACAUUUGGAGCCAUUUUUUAAAAAGCUACAUAUUGCCAGGUUGCGGUGGUACACACCUUUAGUCCCAGCAUCAGAGGCAAAUGUAGGAGGAUCUCUGUGAGUUCAAGACCAGUUUGGCCUACAGAGUGAGUUCCAAGGCUACAAGGGAGAAACGGAGUCUCCAAAAGCAAAAACAAAAACCUACAUUCUCCUAAUGUGCUCACUGAAUCUUGAGGCUGGAAUAAGAUGCUAAGGAGCCCUUCUCAGGUUAUCUGGGUGUGUUAUAUUCCAGUGGAAAGUAGAAAAUGUUCUAGUCCUAAUACUAUGCUGCUUGUAGAACUUAAUUUCAAGUUUCUCAUGAUUGAUUUUUCUAAACCCUAAACUGUUGCUAGAAUAAUGUCCUCUCUCAAAGUACCACCCAUACCUAAACAAUGCAUGGUCUCACAGCAUUUGGAGUCUAUUAGCUGCACCCUCCCUCACCACCCUCUAUUCCCCUGAAAGAAUAAGAUCAAGAAAAAUGAUUUAAAAAAAAAAAAAAAAAA
Molecule: messenger RNA, 9158 nt
Organism: Mastomys coucha (southern multimammate mouse)
Lineage: Eukaryota; Metazoa; Chordata; Mammalia; Rodentia; Muridae
Gene: Lrp4
Product: LDL receptor related protein 4
Exons: 38
Coding region: 230-6007 (1925 amino acids)
Molecular function (GO): protein binding; calcium ion binding
Source: RefSeq, a predicted model, not a curated record